AUGACUUUGACCAGUUACCGAGGGCCCUGGAGCCGCCGGCGGGGAGUCGCGGUUGGCGGGGCUGCCCUGCCAACCCCGGACCCUGGGGUCCCAGGUGCUGAAACUGCGCGAGUUGUACCUGCGCUUAAUGACACGGUAACUAUCCGGACAAGGAAGUUCAUGACCAACCGACUGCUUCAGCGGAAACAAAUGGUCAUUGAUGUCCUUCACCCCGGGAAGGCAACAGUACCUAAGACAGAAAUUCGGGAAAAACUUGCCAAAAUGUAUAAGACGACACCAGAUGUCAUCUUUGUGUUUGGAUUCAGAACCCAUUUUGGUGGUGGCAAGACUACUGGCUUCGGCAUGAUUUACGAUUCCUUGGAUUAUGCAAAGAAAAAUGAACCCAAACACAGACUUGCAAGACACGGCCUGUAUGAGAAGAAGAAAACCUCAAGAAAACAGCGCAAGGAACGCAAAAACCGAAUGAAGAAAGUACGGGGGACUGCAAAGGCCAAUGUUGGUGCUGGCAAAAAGCAGCAUGAAUCAGUGCACUGCGGCACCCGUCCAGGAGAUGUGACUUGCAUCCCCAACAUCUACCUGAUUGCCGUGUCUGUGUGCGCAAGGCGCGGGAUGUGCCUGGCAUACCAAACUACCGCCUGGGUGCUGCAGCUGCCAGCCACGGAGAUCCUGCCCCGCCUGGCCCUGCGAUGGAGCCUGGAGUCCGUCAAGGCCACAGCCGCCCUUUGA
Molecule: messenger RNA, 726 nt
Organism: Chrysochloris asiatica (Cape golden mole)
Lineage: Eukaryota; Metazoa; Chordata; Mammalia; Afrosoricida; Chrysochloridae
Product: 40S ribosomal protein S24-like
Exons: 5
Coding region: 1-726 (241 amino acids)
Biological process (GO): translation
Cellular component (GO): ribosome
Molecular function (GO): structural constituent of ribosome
Source: RefSeq, a predicted model, not a curated record